AUGAUGGCCGAGAAAUAUGUGCAGAGUCGCCACACCGAAGCCGCCAUCCGACUCGCCUACACCUUUGCCGCCCUCGGUGCCAAAGUUGCCGCCGACGCCAAGAAGCUCAAGAUCUGCGAGCACGCCGACCCGGAAUGCACGGCGCUGCUGCUGCGCGAGCUGGAGACGCUCGAGUAUACCUUUACCGCCAACGACCCGGCGGAGUUCGGCGGGCAGACGCUGCACUUCUACAGGGCAAAGGAUGGUGUCCUGGUGGCUAGCGGUAUGAUAAUCGAAGCCGUCGAGGCGUGGAGGGACGAAGAUGAUCGUAUCGUGCAAUACAAACUUCUCGAGUACACCACGGGGAAGAAGCCAUCGGUGGUCGUCGCUUCAUUGAGAGCAAGAGUCUCCGCCGACCCGGAUGUCCUUUCCCCAACCGAAUCAUUCUCCGCCAUCCCAUCAGCUCGUGCUCAGGCUCAAGCCAUCCUGAGACUGCUUUCUCGCAUGAGUUGGGAAUUCGUGACGGUCGCCCUCUCCGAAAACGACGCCGCCUCCCUGUCCGUCUUCCGCCACUUUGAACGGCUCGCCGCCGAUUCUGGCGUUUGCCUGGCGGAGGUUGUCAAUUUAUCGGGUGAAGCUCCAGCCUCCCCCGGCUCGAGCACCAACGUCACCGUCGUGUUCGCCACCGCCAAGGACGCGGCUUCGUAUUUGGCUGCCGGGCAUAAUCAGGUGCACGUGCUCGUCGGCGACGCCCACGAUUUUUACCUCCAUGUGCCGAGCGACACGGCCAAGUACGUCGGCGCCGUCUCCAUCCAGCCGAAGGACAUCGUGUACCCGGAUUUCCGCGAAUGGCUCGAGACGGUGUCCCCGUUGAACUUGCCGGAGAUGUGGUUCUGGGGCUUCAUCGAGCACCGGUUCCAGUGCGCCUUGUCGCAGAAGAGCAAGCUCGUCUACGGCAAGAUGUGCAGUGGGGACGAGCUGUUGGACGUGGCCAGGCUGGGCCGUAUGACACGUGCCGGCUACCUGUCCAGAGGUCCAUUCGGCCGCUCAUCUCCAGUCGUCUCGAAAUGCGUGCCGCCACUCUGCAAAUGUUUCCUCGAGGGAGACUUCUUCCAGCGUCCAUUGGACAACUUCGUCGCCGGCGGCAUCGUCGAGCGGGACUCUGGCGCCUCCUAUGUCCGAAAGCAGCCCGCUUUUGGCGCCGACACUGUCCAAUACACAUCGAUUCUCGAACACCUCAGCGCCGGCGAAUGGCGAGCCCAUCCGCACAACUUCGUCCUGUUGGCCGUCAUCUCGCUACUGACAAUCUCCGCCCUCGCCGUGCUCAUCCUCGUGCUCGUCAAGUUGUACCUCCGGGUCGUCAAGGGCAAUCAAUCGCUCGGAAUUUCGCUGCUUGUCGGCAUUAUCCUCCUCUACAUCACCGCGUAUUUCUUCGUCUUUGACGCCACUGACAUGGUCUGCCGAGCCCGCGUCAUCCUCCACGGCAUGGCCUACACCAUCUGCUUCGGCGUCAUGAUCGCCAAGGGAGCCCAGCUGCGCAACGCCGAGACGCUCUACUCGACCUCACACGUGCACAUCAGCUUCUGGAACUACUGGCUGCUGCUGUUCUUCAUCUUUGGCGUGCAGAUUGCGCUCUCUGUUCG
Molecule: messenger RNA, 1622 nt
Organism: Mesorhabditis spiculigera
Lineage: Eukaryota; Metazoa; Nematoda; Chromadorea; Rhabditida; Rhabditidae
Source: the annotation of a GenBank genome assembly